UACAAGGCCCAGACAAAUAUCUUGAGGGAGGUAAAGGUCUGGGGGAACUCGGAGAGGUUGUCCCUUGUAAGAUUCUGCAGACGAGAUGCGUUUGAAAUAAUUUAUGAGCAGUAUUUCUUAAAGAUAAUUUUAGUCUCUAAAUCAAGAAACAAAAAUGGUUCAAUCACAGAAAAAAAGCGAAAAGAAGAAGAACGAUCAAAAGAUGACGAAAAAGAAAGGUAAAAUGGAUUUGGAAGAGCUGAAACAAGAAGUGUCUAUGGAUGAACACAAGAUAUCCUUACAAGAGCUGUGUUCAAGGUUAUCAACGAAUAUGGAAAGGGGUUUGAGCGUGGAACAAGCUCGGAAAAUUCUAGAGCGCGAUGGCCCCAACGCUUUGACGCCCCCUAAAAAAACGCCGGAAUGGGUGAAGUUCUGCAAACAGCUGUUCGGGGGUUUCGCCAUCCUUUUGUGGGUCGGCGCAUUUCUAUGUUUCAUUGCAUAUUCCAUUCAAAGUUCAUCACUCGAAGAAGCACCCGAUGAUAACCUAUAUCUCGGAGUCGUGCUUGCUGCUGUUGUCAUCGUAACAGGAAUUUUCUCAUAUUAUCAGGAAGCCAAAAGUUCAAAAAUCAUGGAAUCAUUCAAAAACAUGGUUCCUCAGUAUGCCACCGUCAUCCGUGGAGGACAGAAACUCACCUUGUCUGCAGAGGAGGUGGUGCAAGGGGACAUCGUGGAAGUGAAAGGGGGUGACCGCAUCCCAGCAGACAUCAGAAUCAUACAAGCGGCAGGGUUCAAGGUUGACAACUCUUCGCUGACCGGAGAAUCCGAACCUCAGACUCGAUCACCGGAUAUGACCAACGAGAACCCCUUGGAGACAAGGAACAUCGCCUUCUUCUCCACUAACUGUGUCGAAGGCAGUGGCAAGGGCGUCGUCAUCAACACGGGCGAUCGGACUGUAAUGGGUCGUAUUGCCAAUCUGGCUUCAGGGCUGGAGAUGGGCGAUACGCCCAUCGCCCGUGAAAUCGAACAUUUCAUUCAUAUCAUCACCGGCGUGGCCGUCUUCCUCGGGGUCGCCUUCUUUAUCAUCGCCUUCAUCCUGGGAUACUACUGGCUGGACGCCGUCAUCUUCCUCAUUGGUAUCAUCGUCGCCAACGUGCCCGAAGGACUUCUGGCAACGGUCACUGUAUGUCUGACUUUAACGGCCAAGCGAAUGGCAUCGAAGAAUUGUCUCGUAAAGAAUUUGGAGGCUGUGGAAACUCUAGGCUCCACCUCCACCAUCUGCUCUGAUAAGACGGGUACUUUGACGCAGAAUAGAAUGACAGUGGCCCAUAUGUGGUUUGAUAAUCAGAUCAUCGAAUCGGAUACGACGGAAGAUCAAUCAGGUGUGCAGUAUGACAAAACUUCUGCUGGAUGGCAAGCUCUAGCAAGAGUGGCCUGUCUCUGCAGUAGAGCGGAAUUCAAAGCAGGACAAGAAAACAUUCCUGUUCUCAAGAGGGACUGUAUAGGUGACGCUUCCGAAUCCGCCAUUUUGAAGUGCAUGGAACUGGCUAUAGGCAAUGUGGCUGCUUAUCGCAAACGAAACCCAAAAAUCUGCGAGAUACCUUUCAAUUCCAGCAAUAAGUAUCACGUGACUAUCCACGACUUGGAGGACGGUUCCGGGUAUCUGCUAUGCAUGAAGGGUGCUCCAGAAAGGAUCCUGGACCGCUGCUCGACUAUCUUCAUCAAUGGCAAGGAGAAGGUCCUGGACGAGGACAUGAAGGAAGCCUUCAAUGAUGCCUACCUUGAGCUGGGAGGAAUGGGCGAAAGAGUCAUCGGUUUCUGCGACUACAAGCUUCCACAGAGCAGAUACAAACCUGGUUAUCCAUUUGAUUCGGAGACCGAGAACUUCCCUCUGUCAGGACUGAGAUUCGUGGGGCUGGUAGCUAUGAUCGACCCUCCCAGGGCGGCGGUGCCCGAUGCUGUCUCCAAGUGCAGAAGUGCUGGAAUUAAGGUUAUUAUGGUGACUGGUGAUCAUCCCAUCACAGCCAAAGCUAUCGCCAAAGCAGUAGGAAUCAUUUCAGAAGGCAAUGAAACGGUUGAAGACAUAGCUGAUCGAAUGGGUAUUUCUGUUGAAGAUGUCAACGCGAGGGAAGCGAAAGCUGCUGUUGUACAUGGUUCCGAGCUACGUGACAUGACUGCAGCCGAUCUGGACAUGCUUUUGACUCAGCACACCGAAAUCGUGUUUGCCAGGACAUCCCCUCAGCAGAAGUUGAUCAUCGUGGAAGGAUGCCAGAGACAAGGACACAUAGUGGCGGUCACAGGCGACGGUGUCAAUGAUUCUCCAGCGUUGAAGAAAGCUGAUAUAGGUGUCGCCAUGGGCAUAGCCGGUAGUGAUGUGAGCAAACAAGCUGCUGAUAUGAUUCUCUUGGACGAUAACUUCGCUUCCAUCGUCACUGGAGUAGAAGAAGGUCGUCUGAUUUUCGACAACUUGAAGAAAUCGAUCGCUUAUACCCUGACGAGUAACAUCCCAGAAAUCUCUCCGUUCCUGCUGUUCAUCCUGGCCGAUGUUCCCCUCCCACUCGGCACCGUCACCAUCCUCUGCAUCGAUCUCGGCACUGACAUGGUACCUGCUAUAUCUUUGGCCUACGAAAAAGCAGAAAGUGAUAUUAUGAAACGGAAACCUCGAGAUCCGCAAAACGAUAAACUUGUGAAUGAACGGUUGAUAUCGAUGGCAUACGGGCAGAUCGGCAUGAUGCAAGCAGCUGCUGGCUUCUUCACUUACUUUGUUAUAAUGGCUGAAAAUGGAUUCUUGCCCAGCAGCCUCUUCGGAAUUCGUAAAGCUUGGGAUUCUAAAGCUAUUAACGAUUUACCGGACACCUAUGGCCAAGAAUGGACUUACCACGACAGGAAAGUUCUGGAAUACACUUGCCAUACUGCUUUCUUCGUCUCCAUUGUGAUUGUGCAGUGGGCCGAUCUCAUCAUUUGCAAAACGAGAAGGAAUUCUCUCAUUCAUCAAGGAAUGACGAAUCACGUCUUAAACUUCGGUUUGUUCUUCGAGACAGCCCUGGCCGCUUUCUUGUCUUAUUGCCCCGGUAUGGACCGUGGUCUUCGGAUGUAUCCUUUGAAAUUCCAGUGGUGGCUGGUCGCUCUUCCUUUCUCUUUGCUCAUCUUCAUCUACGACGAGAUCAGGCGAUACAUCCUCCGUCACAGACCACCGGAUUCCUGGAUCGAGAAGGAGACAUACUACUAAUCUCAUACUUUUGUGAUUGACUGAUUCGCGAUCACGAAUUGUACCAUUUUUUUCUUUCUCAUGAACUAAAUAGAGUACCACUACCAAGAACCUAAACGGUUCUGAUUCAUUAAAUGUGAGGAUCUGGACGUUGGAUUUGCGGUUCUCACUUCAUCACAAAGAAUAUCGAAUCAUUCACUCUAUAUUUGUGUUCCUCAAGGUGUAAAAAAUCUCUCAGACUUCUUGUCCGAUCUGUGUUCUCCAACUGCUUUAUUGUUAAAAUUUGAUACCCAACAUUUAGAAUUCAUUUAAAAAAAAUAUAGUAUAUUUUUAAAGCAAGUAUAUUUUUAUAGCGAGUAUAUUUUUAUAGCGAUAUUUUUAAAAGUUAGAUAUUUUUUACAUUUAGAUUUAACUAUUUCAAAAUGAAUUUUUUUUUAAAUUGAGAAUGAUUUAUUAUUUUCUUGUUAAAAUUAUUUGUAAAAAAUAGUCAUAUUUUAAUAAUUUUUUAAGAGAAAUAUCCAGUGUGUAGUUUUUAUUAUUUAUAUAUAUUUUACUUAUAUAUAUAAAUAAAUAUAUAAUUAUAUAAAAGUAGAAAUUCUUUAAUUAACUUUUGGAAAUUUAAAAGCAUAUUUCACUUCCGAA
Messenger RNA from Argiope bruennichi, 3826 nucleotides. Its product is annotated as sodium/potassium-transporting ATPase subunit alpha-like. The transcript has 20 exons. Gene Ontology annotation, molecular function: ATP hydrolysis activity; P-type sodium:potassium-exchanging transporter activity; ATP binding. Gene Ontology annotation, cellular component: membrane. The record is from RefSeq and is a predicted model, not a curated record. Bases 155 to 3205 code for a protein of 1016 amino acids. Gene Ontology annotation, biological process: intracellular sodium ion homeostasis; intracellular potassium ion homeostasis; potassium ion import across plasma membrane. Lineage: Eukaryota; Metazoa; Arthropoda; Arachnida; Araneae; Araneidae.